Molecule: messenger RNA, 7057 nt
Organism: Condylura cristata (star-nosed mole)
Lineage: Eukaryota; Metazoa; Chordata; Mammalia; Eulipotyphla; Talpidae
Gene: CHD3
Product: chromodomain helicase DNA binding protein 3
Exons: 39
Coding region: 183-5900 (1905 amino acids)
Biological process (GO): negative regulation of transcription by RNA polymerase II; chromatin remodeling
Cellular component (GO): chromatin; nucleus; NuRD complex
Molecular function (GO): chromatin binding; DNA binding; ATP binding
Source: RefSeq, a predicted model, not a curated record
AUGACAUUCGGCUGCUGCCUUCAGCAUUGGGUGUGAAGAAGAGAAAACGAGGACCCAAGAAGCAGAAGGAGAACAAGCCAGGAAAACCCCGAAAACGCAAGAAGCUUGACAGUGAAGAAGAAUUUGGUUCUGAACGAGAUGAGUACCGGGAGAAGUCAGAGAGUGGAGGCAGUGAAUAUGGAAUGGGACCAGGUCGGAAAAGGAGACGGAAGCACCGGGAAAAAAAGGAGAAGAAGACAAAGCGGCGGAAAAAAGGGGAGGGAGAUGGAGGACAAAAGCAGGUAGAACAGAAGUCGUCAGCAACUCUGCUUCUGACCUGGGGCCUGGAGGAUGUGGAGCAUGUGUUCUCUGAGGAGGAUUAUCACACACUCACCAACUACAAAGCCUUUAGCCAGUUUAUGAGGCCCCUAAUUGCUAAGAAGAACCCUAAGAUCCCAAUGUCCAAGAUGAUGACCAUCCUCGGGGCCAAAUGGAGAGAGUUCAGCGCCAACAAUCCCUUCAAGGGGUCAGCAGCUGCUGUGGCGGCGGCGGCAGCAGCGGCGGCUGCAGCUGUGGCUGAGCAGGUGUCAGCUGCUGUCUCAUCGGCUACCCCUACGCCCCCUUCCGGAACCCCUGCCCUCCUGCCACCCCCUGCUGCCGAUAUCCAGCCCCCACCCAUCCGACGCGCCAAAACCAAAGAGGGCAAAGGUCCAGGCCAUAAGAGGCGGAGUAAGAGUCCCCGAGUGCCCGAUGGACGCAAGAAGCUUCGGGGAAAGAAGAUGGCACCACUUAAAAUCAAACUAGGGCUGUUGGGUGGCAAGAGAAAGAAGGGCGGUUCGUAUGUUUUGCAGAGUGACGAGGGCCCUGAAGCAGAGGCUGAAGAGUCAGACCUGGACAGUGGCAGUGUCCACAGUGCCUCAGGCCGGCCUGAUGGCCCUGUCCGCACCAAGAAACUAAAGAGAGGCCGACCAGGGAGGAAGAAGAAGAAGGUCCUGGGCUGUCCUGCAGUGGCCGGGGAGGAGGAGGUUGAUGGCUACGAGACGGAUCACCAGGAUUACUGUGAGGUGUGCCAGCAGGGUGGGGAAAUUAUUCUGUGCGACACCUGCCCUCGUGCCUACCACCUCGUCUGCCUUGAUCCUGAGCUUGACCGGGCUCCUGAGGGCAAAUGGAGCUGCCCCCACUGUGAGAAAGAGGGGGUUCAGUGGGAGGCCAAGGAAGAGGAGGAAGAAUAUGAAGAGGAAGGAGAAGAAGAAGGGGAGAAGGAGGAAGAGGAUGAUCACAUGGAAUACUGCCGCGUGUGCAAGGAUGGUGGGGAGCUGCUGUGCUGCGAUGCUUGCAUCUCCUCCUACCACAUCCACUGUCUGAACCCACCCCUGCCUGACAUCCCCAACGGUGAAUGGCUGUGUCCCCGAUGCACAUGCCCUGUGCUGAAAGGUCGUGUGCAGAAGAUCCUGCAUUGGCGGUGGGGGGAGCCACCUGUGGCAGUGCCAGCCCCCCAACAGACUGAUGGAAAUACAGAUGCCCCACCCCCUCGUCCUCUUCAAGGCAGAUCGGAGAGAGAGUUCUUUGUCAAGUGGGUAGGACUGUCCUACUGGCACUGCUCCUGGGCCAAGGAGCUUCAGCUGGAAAUCUUCCACUUGGUAAUGUACCGAAACUACCAAAGGAAGAAUGACAUGGAUGAGCCGCCACCCCUGGACUAUGGCUCUGGUGAGGAUGAUGGGAAGAGUGACAAGCGCAAGGUGAAAGAUCCACACUAUGCAGAGAUGGAGGAGAAGUACUAUCGUUUUGGCAUCAAGCCAGAGUGGAUGACUGUCCACCGUAUCAUCAACCACAGUAUGGAUAAAAAGGGGAAUUACCACUAUCUAGUGAAAUGGAGGGACUUGCCAUAUGACCAGUCUACAUGGGAAGAAGAUGAAAUGAACAUCCCUGAAUAUGAAGACCAUAAGCAAAGCUACUGGAGACACCGAGAAUUAAUUAUGGGAGAGGAUCCUGCUCAGCCCCGCAAGUACAAGAAGAAGAAGAAGGAACUUCAGGGUGAUGGACCUCCCAGUUCUCCUACUAAUGAUCCUACAGUGAAAUAUGAAACUCAGCCAAGGUUUAUCACCGCCACUGGUGGCACACUGCACAUGUAUCAGCUGGAAGGGCUGAACUGGCUACGCUUCUCAUGGGCCCAGGGCACGGACACAAUUCUGGCUGAUGAGAUGGGACUGGGCAAGACCAUACAGACCAUCGUCUUCCUCUACUCACUCUAUAAAGAGGGCCAUACAAAGGGUCCUUUCCUGGUGAGUGCCCCACUCUCUACUAUCAUCAACUGGGAGCGGGAGUUCCAGAUGUGGGCACCCAAGUUCUAUGUGGUUACAUACACGGGUGACAAGGACAGCCGGGCCAUCAUUCGUGAGAAUGAAUUUUCCUUCGAGGACAAUGCCAUCAAAGGUGGCAAGAAAGCUUUUAAAAUGAAGAGGGAGGCACAGGUGAAAUUCCAUGUUCUCCUGACAUCGUAUGAGCUGAUCACCAUCGAUCAGGCAGCACUUGGCUCCAUCCGCUGGGCCUGCCUUGUGGUGGAUGAGGCCCAUCGGCUCAAGAACAACCAAUCCAAGUUUUUUAGGGUCCUCAAUGGCUACAAGAUAGACCACAAGUUGCUGCUGACAGGGACUCCACUGCAGAAUAAUCUGGAGGAACUCUUCCAUCUGCUGAACUUCCUCACCCCAGAGAGGUUUAACAAUCUGGAAGGCUUCCUGGAGGAGUUUGCUGACAUAUCCAAAGAGGACCAGAUUAAGAAACUGCAUGAUUUGCUGGGGCCACAUAUGUUGCGGAGGCUCAAGGCUGAUGUCUUUAAGAACAUGCCAGCAAAGACAGAGCUCAUAGUUCGAGUGGAGCUGAGCCCCAUGCAGAAAAAAUACUACAAGUACAUCCUUACUCGAAAUUUUGAGGCUUUGAAUUCACGAGGUGGCGGGAACCAAGUGUCGCUGCUUAACAUCAUGAUGGAUCUUAAGAAGUGCUGCAACCAUCCAUACCUCUUUCCUGUGGCUGCUAUGGAGUCCCCAAAACUCCCCAGUGGGGCUUAUGAGGGUGGGGCACUUAUUAAGGCUUCUGGAAAACUCAUGCUGCUGCAGAAGAUGUUGCGGAAACUGAAGGAGCAAGGACACAGAGUACUCAUCUUCUCGCAGAUGACCAAAAUGUUAGACUUGCUAGAGGAUUUCUUAGACUAUGAAGGCUACAAGUAUGAACGCAUUGAUGGUGGCAUUACCGGUGCUCUGAGGCAGGAAGCCAUCGAUAGGUUCAAUGCUCCUGGGGCCCAACAAUUCUGCUUUCUCCUGUCCACCCGAGCUGGAGGCCUGGGCAUCAAUCUAGCUACUGCUGACACCGUUAUCAUCUUCGAUUCUGACUGGAACCCCCAUAAUGACAUCCAGGCCUUCAGCCGGGCUCAUAGGAUCGGCCAGGCCAACAAAGUGAUGAUAUACCGCUUUGUGACUCGAGCAUCAGUGGAAGAGCGAAUCACACAAGUAGCCAAGAGAAAGAUGAUGCUGACACAUCUGGUGGUGCGGCCUGGGCUGGGCUCCAAGGCAGGCUCCAUGUCCAAGCAGGAGCUGGAUGACAUCCUCAAAUUUGGCACUGAGGAGUUGUUUAAGGAUGAAAACGAGGGAGAGAACAAGGAGGAGGACAGCAGUGUGAUUCACUAUGACAAUGAGGCCAUUGCUCGGCUGUUAGACCGGAACCAGGAUGCAACUGAGGACACUGACGUACAGAACAUGAAUGAGUAUCUCAGCUCCUUUAAGGUGGCUCAGUAUGUGGUGCGGGAAGAAGACAAGAUUGAGGAAAUUGAACGAGAAAUUAUCAAGCAGGAGGAGAAUGUGGACCCCGACUACUGGGAGAAGCUGCUGAGGCAUCACUAUGAACAACAGCAGGAAGACUUAGCUAGGAAUCUUGGCAAGGGCAAGCGGGUUCGAAAGCAAGUUAACUACAAUGAUGCUGCCCAGGAGGACCAAGAUAACCAGUCAGAAUAUUCAGUGGGUUCAGAGGAGGAAGAUGAAGACUUUGAUGAGCGUCCUGAAGGACGUCGACAGUCCAAGAGGCAGCUCCGGAAUGAAAAGGACAAGCCCCUGCCUCCACUGCUGGCUCGAGUUGGGGGCAACAUUGAGGUAUUGGGAUUCAAUACUCGCCAGCGGAAAGCUUUCCUCAAUGCAGUGAUGCGCUGGGGGAUGCCGCCCCAGGACGCCUUCACCACACAGUGGCUUGUGCGGGACCUGAGGGGCAAGACUGAGAAGGAGUUCAAGGCCUAUGUAUCUUUGUUCAUGCGCCAUCUCUGCGAGCCUGGGGCAGAUGGCUCUGAAACCUUUGCUGAUGGGGUCCCUCGGGAGGGACUGAGUCGCCAGCAAGUGUUGACCCGGAUUGGAGUCAUGUCCCUCGUCAAGAAGAAGGUACAGGAGUUUGAGCACAUCAAUGGGCGCUGGUCGAUGCCUGAGCUGAUGCCUGACCCCAGUGCUGACUCCAAGCGCUCCUCCAGAGCCUCCUCUCCUACCAAAACAUCUCCCACCACCCCUGAGGCUUCUGCUACAAACAGUCCUUGCACCUCUAAACCUGCUACUCCAGCUCCCAGUGAGAAAGGGGAUGGUAUAAGGACACCUUUUGAGAAGGAUGAAGCAGAAAACCAGGAGGAGAAGCCAGAAAAGAAUAGCAAAAUUGGGGAGAAGAUGGAGACAGAGACUGAUGCCCCUAGCCCAGCUCCAUCGCUAGGGGAGCGGCUGGAGCCAAGGAAGACUCCUUUAGAGGAUGAGGUGCCAGGGGUACCUGGAGAGAUGGAAACUGAACCUGGGUACCGGGGGGACAGAGAGAAGUCAGCCACAGAUUCGACGCCAAGAGAGAGGGGGGAGGAGAAGCCGUUGGAUGGACAGGAACACAGGGAGAGGCCGGAGGGGGAAACAGGGCAUUUGGGCAAGAGAGAAGAUAUAAAGGGGGACCGGGAGCUUCGACCUGGGCCUCCUCGAGACGAGCCACGGCCCAAUGGGCGACGGGAGGAAAAGGCAGAGAAGCCGCGUUUCAUGUUCAACAUCGCAGACGGUGGUUUCACAGAGCUUCACACACUGUGGCAGAAUGAGGAACGGGCAGCUAUUUCCUCGGGGAAACUCAAUGAGAUCUGGCAUCGAAGACACGACUAUUGGCUUCUGGCUGGGAUUGUUCUCCAUGGUUACGCACGGUGGCAAGACAUCCAGAAUGAUGCUCAAUUUGCCAUUAUCAAUGAGCCAUUUAAAACUGAAGCCAAUAAAGGGAACUUUCUGGAGAUGAAAAAUAAGUUUCUGGCCCGGAGAUUCAAGCUCCUGGAGCAGGCGCUGGUGAUCGAGGAGCAGCUGCGGCGGGCGGCCUACCUGAACCUAUCACAGGAGCCGGCGCACCCCGCCAUGGCCCUCCACGCCCGCUUCGCCGAGGCCGAGUGCCUGGCCGAGAGCCACCAGCACCUCUCCAAGGAGUCCCUGGCAGGGAACAAGCCGGCCAACGCAGUCCUGCACAAGGUUCUGAACCAGCUGGAGGAGUUGCUGAGCGACAUGAAGGCGGACGUGACCCGCCUGCCAGCCACGCUGUCCCGAAUACCCCCCAUCGCAGCCCGCCUUCAGAUGUCCGAGCGCAGCAUCCUCAGCCGGCUGGCCAGCAAGGGCACGGAGCCUCACCCCACACCGGCCUUUCCCCCGGGUCCCUACGCCACACCUCCGGGGUACGGGGCAGCCUUCAGCGCCGCUCCCGUAGGGGCCCUGGCCGCCGCAGGCGCCAAUUACAGCCAGAUGCCUGCAGGGUCCUUCAUCACAGCCGCCACCAACGGCCCUCCAGUGCUGGUGAAGAAGGAGAAGGAAAUGGUGGGGGCGUUGGUGUCAGACGGGCUGGAUCGGAAGGAGUCCCGAGCCGGGGAGGUGAUCUGUAUAGACGACUGACUGGAUCCCAGGCCUGCCCUUCACCCAGGCCCCGCCCCAGAGGCCGACCCUCAGCUCAGGCUCUGGUGCCUGCUGCCAAUCCUCCACCUUCCCCAAACCUUGGGCCGCCACUGGGCUAGAAGCCCCUUUACCCCUCUCUACAACUCCUCUCUUCAAGAAGGGCCCUUUGUCUUUCUCCAUUCCCAUGUACCUUUCCCACCACGCUUUGAAGACUGCUGGUGAGAAGAGGUCUGGGUGGGAAGUGGUUAGCAGGGUCUUCCAAGUACCUUUAUCCCCCACUGCCAAACAUACACAGCUUCCCAGUAAAUGGUUGUGGGGAGGAAAGAGGUGGAGCCUCCCCAGUCUUUACACCUGCAAUACAAGCCCCACCUCCUACAGAAGUGGGGAAUCAGCUUGCCUGGCCUUUAGAAACUUUGGUGGGGAAAAGAGCUUUGAAGAGAGGAGGGCAACUUUAGAGAGGGAUGACAAUGAGCCUUGGGAGGGAGGAAAGGAAGAGGAGGGGUGGCUGCAUGUUUCCUUCCCCUACUUCUCCCCAGAUGGGGGGAGAGCAGUUACAAGGGAGGGAGUCAAUUGCUGUUCAGCCUGAGAAUAAAGGCACUGUUCACUGGCUCAUUUACCUCCUGCGUACCGGCAUCUUGUGUUGGAAAUCUCCCCCCGACCCCCACCCCCAGGGACCAAGGACCACCUCUACAAAGAGUAAUGGUUGGGUGAUAACUCCCUCAAGCCAAAGAGGAGCCCCUCCAAUCUAUCCUAGGGAUGCAGGUAACCUAGAAAGAACACAACAGGCCAGACAUGGGGGGAGGAUCUAGUUCAGGGGCUCAGGUUCUUGAAGGACUUGUACCCUCCCUUCUGAAGGCCUGGAUACAGACUUAAAUUUGAUUGGGCCAGACAGGGAGUCUAGUCACGGGACUACUUUGCCUUUGGGACCAGAGCAAAACAGUGGAGGGCAGGCUGGGGAGACUUGGUCCAUCCUCCUCCCCAGGAGGGGCCGGGGAGAGUGGCAGUUUGCAUGGCGAACCCCCCACUUCCUCUUCGCUGCCCCUUCACUUUCUUGCUGCCCCCUUCCCAGUCUUUUCAUACCCACUCCUGCCCUGUCCCAGUCCCCUCUUCUGUAUCAGGUUUAUUGGUUGUACAUAUAAAUUAUACUUUCCUUUCUG